AUGCCAUCCGUCUUCAAAAGCAUACGCAAGACCUUCACCAAGUCGUCCGAGAGCAAAGCAUCCAAACGCAAGAGCUCCACGCUAACCGCGGCGCCGGCGCCACUUCAUACGGCGGAAACCACGAAAACCACGCAGAUCCUCGAAUCUCCUCUCACCACGGAUGCAUCCAGUAGUGUCCAAGGAUCUGCAUCAACGUCCGCAUCCACCGCAUCUACCUUUGGAACCAUCGACAGUCGCGUACAUUCGAAUUCUACCGAUUCGAGCGGCGGAAGAAGGAGGACGUUUCCUCUCGACAUCGCCAAGCAGGCUGUCGAUCAAAUCGUCUCAAGAUCGGUCAUCUCCGUCGACUCGAUCAAGGUCAGUGAUUUAGCUUCUGAUGGCUUUCUCCUCAGUCUGCACAUUCGAAUCGGCAAGACAGGCCCGACAAAAGCGAAGAUCACCUUCCCCGACGGCCUUGGCCUCUACCUCAGCCCUACAGAUACGAAAAGAGUCGGGAUCGUCAGCUUGCCUCCGAUCAAGAUCAGGAAUGCGACCAGGACCAGUGGUCUGACCGUAGAAGGCCGGCUUACGGCUCCCGCGACAGGUACUUCGUCUUCAUCAGGGGGGCUCGACGCCCUCUUCCGCGCUCUUUUGACUGCGAAUAGCUCCACCACCUUGAAGGUUGCCUCGUCCACCACCGAAGUGAAAGCGUACGGCAUGUCCUUCAAACGGAUCCACCUCGAGAAACAAAUCAUCCUUCAGGGAUUGAACCAUCUCGACGGUCUCCUUUCCUUCGGUCCUGCAUCCACGACGUCUUCCUCCAACAACCUUCACCGCAGACCUGUCCAAGGCUUUGAAAUUGUCGACGGUCACCCAACGUCUGGCAUCUCGUUCAAAGCAGAGGUGCAGCUCAACAAUCCGGCAGAAAUCACAGCAAAACUCGGCGACAUUCGUCUGAAGCUGCAGACCGAUAUGGACGAACUCAAAGCCAAAGAAUCCGACCAGAACGGCUUCAUUGGAGAGGUUGUUUUGCCCAAUCUCUCUCUGAAACCUGGCUCCGCCACCAUCGCCAUCCAGGGAAACGUGCUAGUCGCACCUGAAGGCGAUCCUGCGCGCAUCGGCGGCGUCACGUUGAUUCGAUAUCUUCUCGAGAAUCGCUCCAUCUCGAUCAACGUGGUGGGCUCGGAGUCGUCUUCCGAUAUCCCGUGGAUUGCCGCGCUUUUUUCGAACGUCCGCAUUUCGGCGAUGCUACCAGCUCUCGGACUCAGUUCCAAGCUACUCGACGGCGCAUCUCUGGUUCCCCCUGACGAGCUUGACGCGUUGCCUGCUCAAUCUCAACAGCUUUAUGCCCGCGCCACGCUUCGCAAUCAACUGGGUCCGCCGCUUCACAUCAGCUCACUCAAAGUCAAAGCGUAUCAAGACUUCGAGCCUGAUACAACAGGGUCGACAUCUGACCCCGCAAUUCGUGACUCGAUUUGCCUCGGAGACAUUGUAACUCCUUCUGACUGGCCCACGCUGACGCUUGCUUCAGACAAUCCCGUUCAUGCCAGUCUUCCCUUCACUCUUUCGGCCGGAGGAGCCUCGUACGUGCGUAUCCUCCAGAACGAGGCCAAGAGGAAAGGUAUCGAGCUGAAUCAGAAUCUGGAAGCAGCACUGGCGCUCAUGCCAAAGGGCAAGAUGGGACAAGACAAACCUACAGCUCGAGCUCCGCCGCCACAGAAACGCGACAAGGAUGCACCACAGGAAGCGCUCGAUCUGCCCAACCUCGUCGCUAGUGCUCUCUCCUCACUCAAAGUAUCGGCCCAUGUCAUCGCCGACGUGUCGAUCGGCGACUAUCGAAUCCCUGGCGAGAUCAACUUUGUCCAGCAUCAGCUGCCCAUCGCCAUCACGGUCAAGACAGCGCGUAGCAUUCUGCCGACCGUUGGCGCUCCGCUCGUCGAUGUCCUGAUCGAUCAGGCUCAGGUGUCCAUCACCAAGUUGAAGAUUCUUGAUAUGGACGAGAAAGGACUCAACGUCGAAGCCGACCUCGGCUUGGUUGACUUUGGACCUCUGGACGUCGAGAUCCACCUGGUGCAAGGUCUAAACAUCACCACACCUGCCUUGGGGUCUGAAGCCGAGUCGGAAGUGAUCGCACGCAUUGUCUUUGCGGAACCUCUGCGUGGAGUUGCAGGAAGCGACGAGCUGAUCAAGACUCAUCUGCGCAUCCUCCCAGCGGCAGGCCCAAAGAGCGUGACCAACUUUGCAGCCUUCGUCUCUGAGCUCAUUCGCGGUGACGAGCUCCCGAUUCGGCUGUCGUCCGACGCUUGCCGAGUUGUAGCGGGUGGAGCUGAUUUUCCAGCUGUCUUGACCAAGUUUGUCACCUUGCCAGGCCUCGGCGGUCUGCAGGGGCUGACACUCGAUGAGUUCGACAUCUUUGACGAGGUCGCAGCUCCAACGGGUCCCGGACGAGGUAGAGCACUGAGCUCUGCCUCCGCGUCCAGCGCCGGCUCUAUUCCUCUCGGCCUCAAGGAGAAAGCGUUCAAGAUCAGGGCUAGGGUCCGAGUCCCGCACAAGGGCUCCGUCGCGGUCGCUCUGGCCAAGAUCGAAGCCGGUGUCGAGUUUGAAGGAGUGCAGAUCGGCAUCAUCACUGCUGAGGAUAUCGUCUUCACUCUGACCGCGACUGACGUCGAGUUCGAUGCCAAUGGCUACAUUUUCAUUGGCAGCGAGUCUCUGAAGGAGCACCAACCCAUUGCACAGUACAGGCAAGCCGCUCUGGACGCGUUCGGCCGACUCGCCACCACCCUCUUGUCUGGCACGCCCGCCGACCUCACCAUCUUGGGCUAUCGAGCAUUUGCAAUGGGAGAGAUGCAGCACAUCUCUUCAAGCCGGACUCAGGUGCCGGCGCAUCUCCGAAGCAAAGUGUCAUCGACUUCGAUGCAGAAGACGCUUUCCGCCUCGGCCCCUUCCAGAACGUCCAGGACGGCUUCUGUCAGCACGUCGGGAAGCGUGACGUUCGCACAGAGGCAGGUGCCCUGGCUGGAUCAAGCUUUCCAGAAGGUGUCGGCCAAGACAGUCCUCCACCGACAGAUCAGUCCGGUCAUCAAAGGGAUGCAGAUCAAGCAGCUCUUUGCGAGCUUCCGUCGGGAGCAGCCGAUGGACGCCGACAUUGACGAGAUCGCCUUCGAGGUCCAAGUGCCGCUCAGUGUCCGCUUCGAGGUUCUGUCCGUCCAGGCAGACAUCGAGGUGCACUUUGAGGGCUACGGCUGUGUCGGAACCGGAUUGAUCGACACGAACGUGCAGUCAUGCACUCCGAUCGAAGAACGCGAGCAAAGUGUUGUUGAAGAUGGGCCCGCGAAGUCAUGCCGUAUGGUCCGCCUCGCUCCUGGAUCGUUCAAGCUUGUCACCAAGCCGACUGAGGGACUGGCACAGCUCAUCGCACACAUUGCCGAUUGCGAAGAGACAAACAAGAUCAGCAUUCGCGGCAAGGCUCGUGCUCGCGUCGAGGUCGCGCUCGGGGAGGUCUACGUCGACGUCGAUCUUGGAAAGCAGCCUCACAUCCUGCACAUGGACGGCGUGCGCGGGCUGCGUUCUAGCCCCGUUCAGUAUACGAAUCUGCAGGUCGUCGACGCGUCCAGUGACUUUUUGAAGAUCGUCUUUUCGCUGUACCUCAAUAAUCCGUCCAAGACGUUCCAGCUGGCGCUUCCGGACACGGAGCUGACCAUGGCCGCCUUUUAUCGGGGAUGCUACGUGGGAAGAGCUCACAUUGCCAAGGGUUUCAAGCUCGAGUCUGGACCGGUCGCGGUGCACGACAUCUACUUUCGCUACUGUCCACCGCUCGACCAGGAGAAGUCGGUGCGCGACAUCCCCGCCAACUUCCUGUCGGGCCGCACGACAACGCUCGAAAUCAGAGGUGACGACGAGUCGAGCGAGAUUCCCAUUCUUAUCCCCGCGCUCAAGAACAUCCAUCUUUCGUUCGAGCUCAGGCCGAUGAUGGAUCGAACCCUCAUCGAUAGCAUUUCCAUCACGCUCGGCGUCACUGCUCUGACGGCUCAUUCGGUUGACGCAGUAUUUGUGGUCAACAAUCCGCUCGGUGUACCUUUCGAUCUGUGUGCUAUGUCGUUCAUGGCUUCGUACAAGGGGCAGCCAUUCGGCAGCUGCACGGUCACGUACGAGUCUGAGCAUCCCCUGCGAGUGCCUUCGGGCACUGUCAAGCAACCUGGUCAGCAGCGCAGCUCUCCUGUCGCGGUCACCCUGGCUCAACCACUCGAAAGCACGGUGGGCGCCUUUCUCAAAAGCAAGGGCACCAUCAUGCUCGAUCUCGAGGUGACUGCCCGCGUCGAGAUUCAAGGCUUCAAGAUUCCCGUCUUUAAUUAUCAUCAGCCAGCGCUGCCGCUCAGCAUCAAGGGCUUGGACGGCAUUUCCAAGAUCAUGAAGUUCCUUGGUUGA
Messenger RNA from Kalmanozyma brasiliensis GHG001, 4404 nucleotides. RefSeq names its product Protein of unknown function DUF3712. The record is from RefSeq and is a predicted model, not a curated record. Lineage: Eukaryota; Fungi; Basidiomycota; Ustilaginomycetes; Ustilaginales. The transcript has a single exon. The coding region runs from base 1 to 4404 and encodes 1467 amino acids. Gene Ontology annotation, cellular component: fungal-type vacuole membrane.